Molecule: messenger RNA, 1465 nt
Organism: Pieris rapae (cabbage white)
Lineage: Eukaryota; Metazoa; Arthropoda; Insecta; Lepidoptera; Pieridae
Exons: 5
Coding region: 97-837 (246 amino acids)
Source: RefSeq, a predicted model, not a curated record
CAAUAGUAUUGCGAUCUCUUCAUACAAAUAUAAGGUUCGUGGCGACUCCCGCGCACUCUGGCAUACCCCUUCACCGUCGAAACCGCCUGAUAUAAAAUGAAAGUUAUAUUCGCUUUAUUGUUUUGUGUAUUUAGUGUUUAUGGCAAAAUAUUACCGGAUUACUUCCCUCAAUGUAAGAAAAGCGAUCCGCAAAUCGAAAAAUGCAUUCUAGAGGCAAUAGAAGUUUUAAGGCCAAAGUUACUAAAUGGGAUACCGGAAGUGAAUGCACCAGCGCUCGAACCUUUCAAUGUACCAACGUUGAAACUUGACAGAACGGCUACCAACCUUCGUUUAAAGGCAACUAUAAAGAAUAUGAAAGCUUACGGCGGAAGCAACUUUAAGAUAGAAAAGUUAAAAUUAAACCUAAAUGGAAAGUAUGAAGGGCAGAUGAAGCUGACAUUGCCGAAGCUGUCUGUGACAGCCGAUUAUGACGUGCGCGGCUCCAAGAUCCUCACUUUGGACAUUAGUGGCAAGGGGCGGUUGAGGAGUAAUUUCACUGGAAUAACAGUAGUUGUAAAGGGUGCAGCGAAGGUGGUCGAGCGUGAUGGCGUGGAGUACUUGCAGGCUGAGAAAAUGGUUGCCAAACUGAAGAUUGGCCAUGGCCAGCUCGCUGUCGAUGAUACCGAAAGACCUGUUGCUGCUACAUCAGCUGCUGCCUUCUUCAAUGCGAGUCCAGGAGUGGUGUUGGAUAUUCUGAACCCACUUAUAGAAGAGAGUAGCGCAGCGAUCUUCAAGGCAUUCUUCAACAAGGUUCUGUCUGCCAUACCCCUAAAGGAGAUAUUAGUUGAGGAUUCUUAAGACCCUUUGGGUUUCUUGUACAUAUUAUACUUACCUCUAUAUUCAUAAAAAUCUAUAGUUCUAGUUGCACUCUUUAAGUAUUCUAUGUGUCUCUUUUCAUCACAGCGUAAAUACAAUUUGGCAGAAAGAGACGAAAAUACCUUAGUCAAAGAGUGCUUAGACUGAUUUUUAGGAAUAAGUUUCAAAUAUCCUGAACAUUGGUACAAUAUUGUUUAAAAACGUGUGUUCAGAAGUUGAUCACAAUACUAUUUUAUUCAAAGUGUUGUUCUGAUAUGUUUUUUUAAGAAUCACCUAAAGAGACAAUUAAUAUUUAUUUACGUACUGUGGUAUCACCAUUUUCCAAUACUUGCAUAUAUUGUAUAACUUUAAUGUAGGAUUUAUUUAUUAUCGUAAGGUUUUAUACAAAAUUUUACACCAAAGAAUGUGUUUUCUAUUAGAAAUAAGACGUUUUGGUUAUUAUAAUUGAAACAUGUAUGUUACAUGUCAACCUCCAUUCGUUAUAAAAUGUCGUUUCCCUCGCAUCAUUAUUUCCUUGUUGUUAAGUGAAUGCAAUUAAGUUUAAUGGGACUUCAAAAGGGUGUAAUAAUAAGGAAAGCUUCAUAUGAAAAUAUACCUGUUAAAAUGUAAA